AUGGAGAGCCAGAGGAGGUACUUAAAGCACAUCUUUGUCUUCUCCCUGGUAUUGGGGACAAUCUUCUUUACCCUUCUCAACUCCUACCUGGGGAAACAAAACGUGAACAUUCCUUAUGUUGAUCCUGGACCCCAUCAUGUGGCCUACCCGAGAAACUACAAAUUCAUCCUGGAUGACACGCCAACAUGUAGAACCAGCAGUCUUUUUCUCCUUAUAAUGGUUCCAGUCGCACCAGGUAACGUGGCAGCUCGUGAUGCCAUCCGGGAGACUUGGGGGACUGAGAGGCUGGUCCUGGGUCAGCGGGUGAAGACUCUCUUCAUCCUGGGUCUGCCUGGAGGAGCCGAUGCUGAGCAAACACAGGAGAAGCUCAAAGAGGAGAACCAGCAGCACCAUGACCUGAUCCAGAGCAACUUUCAGGACAGCUACCACAAUCUGACCAUCAAGACCAUGAUGACUCUGGAGUGGCUGGCUGCUCACUGCGCCAAAGCCUCCUACGCUCUGAAAAUAGACUCGGAUACAUUACUCCACGUCCGUAAUUUAGUGAAACUGCUGCUGGAUCCAAAAACACCCAAACAGAACUACAUGUCAGGUUUAGUCUGGUGGCACAGCCCAGUUUUAAGGGACAAAUCAAACAAGUUCUUCGUGCCAAAAGACAUAAUUCCAGAGCCCGAGUUCCCCCCAUAUCCUCUGGGAUUUGCUUAUGUCAUGUCCUUGGAUCUGCCUGAAAAAAUCCUGGAAGUUUCCCCUCAGAUUAAAGCGUUCUUUAUCGAGGACGCUUAUCUAGGUAUGUGCCUGAAACGUUUGGGCAUCCCCCCCACUGACCCUCCUGAAAACACAAUGUUUCUGGUUGACCCCAAGCAUCCUCUGAGCGACUGCAGCCUCUCAAAAAUGAUCGCUGCAGUAACGACGAGCAUCCAACAGAUGACGGGUUACUGGGAGAGGAGCAAGCAGCCUAGUGCGAAAUGCUGA
Xyrichtys novacula (pearly razorfish) is the source of this 969-nucleotide messenger RNA. The record is from the annotation of a GenBank genome assembly. NCBI's taxonomy places the organism in Eukaryota, Metazoa, Chordata, Actinopteri, Labriformes, Labridae.